Molecule: messenger RNA, 3304 nt
Organism: Alligator sinensis (Chinese alligator)
Lineage: Eukaryota; Metazoa; Chordata; Crocodylia; Alligatoridae
Gene: G3BP1
Product: G3BP stress granule assembly factor 1
Exons: 12
Coding region: 1037-2455 (472 amino acids)
Cellular component (GO): cytosol; ribonucleoprotein complex
Molecular function (GO): mRNA binding
Source: RefSeq, a predicted model, not a curated record
UGGAGACUAAUGCAAGGGAACGUGUUCUUCGCUGCUUGUUUGCAUUUUCUUGCAUUCGCUCUUAUUUGAGUGGAGGCAUGCGGAAGUGUCCUGGUUUGCAGGAUUAUUUGUUCAUUUUGUGUCUGUUCUUUUCUGGCUUGUUGGAUCUAUGGAGUAGCAUGCAUUAGAAGCACUAGUCAUUGACAAACGGCUUGUUGUCUUGAGCACGUAACUAAGCAACCUGGAAAAUUUUCAGCUGGAUGAAUAUUUAUAAGUUAUAGAGUGGAACAUACAUUUCUGUAGUCUGUCACGUGCAAACUUUUCUAGGGAAAUAUUCAUCCGUGGGGAAAAAAGACAACUUACAAACCAUUUAAGGAGCUGGUUGAUGACUAACACAGUCAAGAAUUGGCAUGUGUGAUGAGACUUAUGCCUAAACUUGGGGGGUGGGAAAUCCUGUUCCAAGGAUGCUGAAUGUGUGCUACAGCACCUCUUGUAUAACUGGAGAUGAAGCCGUGGAGAUGGAUCUAAAAAACAUCCACCCUGCUUGAGUGGAUUAAAGUGUAGCGGUGCAGUGAGGAUCUUUGAGCAAAUGAGCUCUUUAGCUAUAAAGAGCCAGGUUAAGCUUUCCGGGGUGUGCUUCAGUAAUUUGUAGAAAUUUGGCAGAGUUGUAAUGAAGAUAUCAAAUAAAUUAUCAUUUUCCAAUAUAAUAACAGUCCAAAGAGUGGGAUUUAGACUGCUACAGGAUUCUUCACUUUGUGAUGGCAGUAUUACACUGUCCAUUAAAGAUGUGCAGCACACUGUGGUGAUUUGAUACUUGAUAGAUCAUCUGCUGUGUGUAAACAACUGCAAACUCUCCCUCUGCCUAGAGAAGGGCGUUUUGUGCCUGAACGCUUGCAAAGAACAAUUUUUCCAACUAUUUAGUUGGUCUAAGAAAAGAUAUCGCAUUUACCCAAAGAAUCUUGCCUGCUGCGUUGACGCUUUCUCCAGUAAGAGGAAGGGGGUGAAGGAGUUGGCAGUUGAAAAGACAAGGCUCUGAAGUUUUCAGUUGACCAAAGAAAUGGUGAUGGAGAAGCCAAGUCCCCUGCUGGUCGGGCGGGAAUUUGUGAGGCAGUAUUAUACUCUACUGAACCAGGCACCGGACUACUUGCACAGGUUUUAUGGAAAGAAUUCUUCCUAUGUCCAUGGUGGCUUGGAUUCCAAUGGAAAGCCAGCUGAUGCGGUCUAUGGGCAGUCGGACAUCCACAAGAAGGUGCUGUCACUGAACUUCAAGGAUUGCCACACGAAGAUCCGUCAUGUGGAUGCCCAUGCAACUCUCAAUGAUGGUGUUGUGGUGCAGGUGAUGGGAGAGCUCUCCAAUAACAUGCAGCCAGUGCGCAGGUUCAUGCAGACAUUUGUGCUUGCGCCAGAGGGUUCUGUUGCAAAUAAGUUUUAUGUCCAUAACGACAUCUUCCGCUACCAGGAUGAGGUCUUUGGUGAUUCAGACACUGAGCCACCUGAGGAAUCUGAGGAGGAGGUGGAGGAACCUGAGGAAAGGCAGCAGACACCAGAAGCAGUUCCCGAUGACACUGGGGCUUACUAUGAGCAGGCUGUCAGCAAUGACUUGGAAGAACAGCUGGAAGAGCCAGUAGCAGAACCAGAGCCUGAGCCCGAGCCUGAGCCUGAACAGGAGCCUGAAGCAGAAGUUCAGGAAGAAAAGUCUGAGCCGGUACUGGAGGAAGCAGCUCCUGAAGAAACUGUGCAGAAGAGUCCUUCUCCAGUUCCUGCAGACCCAGCUCCUGCAGUGCAAGAGGACUCCAGGACAUUUUCAUGGGCAUCUGUAACUAGUAAGAACCUCCCUCCCAGCGGAGCUGUUGCAGUGUCAGGAAUACCACCUCAUGUUGUAAAAGUACCAGCGUCACAGCCUCGCCCUGAGUCCAAGCCUGAAUCUCAAACUCCACCACAGAGGCCUCAGAGGGAUCAGAGGGUGAGGGAGCAGCGAACAAGCAUCCCACCACAGAGAGGACCCAGACCAAUUCGUGAAGGUGAGCAAGGUGAUAUGGAAACUAGACGGAUUGUGAGGUACCCAGACAGUCACCAGCUUUUUGUUGGGAACCUUCCUCAUGAUGUGGAUAAAUCUGAAUUGAAGGAUUUCUUCCAAAAACUCGGCUCCUCUCUUGCAGGUUAUGGCAAUGUUGUAGAACUCCGAAUCAACAGCGGCGGAAAGCUCCCGAACUUUGGGUUUGUGGUGUUUGAUGACCCUGAACCAGUUCAGAAGAUUCUUAGCAACAGGCCUAUCAUGUUCAGGGGAGAGGUACGCCUGAAUGUGGAAGAGAAGAAAACACGAGCUGCCAGGGAGGGUGAUCGCAGAGAUAACAGACCCCGUGGACCCGGAGGCACUCGUGGGGGGCUGGGAGGUGGGAUUCGAGGGCCUCCACGUGGAGGGAUGUCUCAGAAACCAGGAUUUGGAGCUGGAAGGGGCAUCGGGCAACGCCAAUGAAUACAUCGUGGAUGAUGACACAAUGGCACAAACCUUUGUUCCUGCAGAUUUGUGAAUUUCAGCCUUGGGUAUCUUGGAAUGUGGCCCUAGCCUGUUAUAGACUGCUACGUUUGAUACUAUUUUGGCCCUUUUUUGUUUGUGUUAUGGUUUUUUGUGAUUUUUUUUUUUUCUAGUCCUUGUCCCAGAUUCCAGCUUUGUGGAACAAUAUUAGGAAAAGUGGAUUUUAAAAAAAAGAAGCAAGUUUCCUUGCUCAUUGCAAACUGAUGGACUGGAUUUCUUGUACCAGUGGUCUUUCCUAAUGGAUUGUUUUUUCCCUGUAUACUGAAAUUGAGUGCAUUUCAGUCGGUUGGAAUAAUCUUUCAUCUGCAUGUGUUGGAGAGCCUGUAGGAAAACCUAGCACUUGGCAAGCAUUUCAAGGGCAGGAAAACUAUUGUUUAUCCCCUGAGGGUCAUGUGAACAUCCUCUGGUCUGGAGAUGUUGCCACUUGACAAAUUGACAUUCACCCUUCUCUGUGGCGCUGUAAAAGUGGAAUAAAGGGCAUCCAUAGAGUCCUUUUUUUUUUUUUUUUUUUUUUUUCCUUUUUCUUUUGAUACAUGAUCACGAAAAGGAAUUCUAACUACUGUUUUACCACUUACAAAUUUUGGAUUGUGGGAUAGGUUUUAAAUGUCUAGAACUUGACUCUUAAAACACUUUUCCUGAACUUGUGAAAUUUUUUAUUGAAAUAGGGAGUUUUUUUCAUGUUUAGUUUGUAUUUGUAUAAAAAAAAAAGCAAAAUUGUUGUGCCUUCUAUUUAUCUCUCAUUCCAGUCUUGGCAAAUUGUUAAAAAAAAAAUAAAAUAAAAAAAGUCUA